Messenger RNA from Seminavis robusta, 1563 nucleotides. The record is from the annotation of a GenBank genome assembly. Lineage: Eukaryota; Bacillariophyta; Bacillariophyceae; Naviculales; Naviculaceae.
AUGGAUGCAUCAGGUGGCAGUCAAUCGGUGGUAGAGGAUUCGGAUCGUCAAAAACGAUCAUCCGCUCUGGUGAUUACCGAGUCUGUGGAGAUUCAAGAGACGACCGAGGGUGAAUGUCAACCCUUCUUUGUUGACUUGAGUACUUUACGGAAACACUCUCAAGAUCACCUACGAGAUACCGGCUUGCUACCCUCAGAGGAAGAUGGACACAAUCUGGAUGUCUGUCUAUUACGCGAAAAACACUAUGAGUAUCUGUCUCGCGUCUUUUUGCCGUCGCGACAGCCCUUGAAUGGCAACUUGGUCAGUCUAGACUCGAGUCGACCGUGGAUGAUGUACUGGACCCUCCAUGGUUCUGAUUUGUUAUUGGUAUCCUCCCAAGAAGAGGAAGACAACAAUCAUACAACCGGUACUGCUACGGCCGAUGGAGCCUCUACUACAUGUACAAAUUUACUCUGCCAGAAGGUGGGAGAGAAUGCCCUAACCGCCGUGGUUUCCACCAUGGAAGCUUGCUGGCAAUCCAUUGAAAUCACAUUGCCACAGCAUUUGGAUUUGACUGAUCAAGAUCGAACGCUUCUUGAACCCAACAACAAGACCAAUAAUAAUGGCAAUAAUCCACAGUCGUUUCAGGGUGGUGGAUUUGGAGGUGGUCCUGGUCAAAUGGCCCAUGCUGCCACUACCUAUGCUGCCAUCUUGACCUUGUGCAUUGUGGCAACGUCAGAAGGACAAUCCUCGUCGCCCAUGGCAUGGUCACUCUUGGCAAGAAUAAGAAAGCCUCUGUAUGCCUGGUUCUUGUCUCUGCAACAAUCUCAUGGAGGUUUCCGGAUGCAUCAUGAUGGAGAAAUUGAUGUGCGAGCAUCCUAUACGAUUUUUUGCAUCGCCAAAUUGCUCAAUCUACUGACUCCGACAUUGGCCAGUAACAACACUGUGGACUUUAUUGCUUCCUGUCAAACCUACGAAGGAGGAUUCGGAGGAGAACCAUUCACGGAAGCCCAUGGUGGAUAUGCCUACUGUGCCGUCGCCGCCUUGCAAUUGGUGAACCGACUGGAAAAAAUUGAUCGGGAAGCACUCACAGGGUGGCUCUGUCGACGGCAGUUGGGAUACGAAGGUGGAUUCUCGGGACGCGCCAAUAAACUCGUCGAUGGGUGUUAUUCCUUUUGGCAGGGUGGUGCCUUGGCCAUUGUCAGUGCACACUACGCUGCUGCUGCUGUGGUAGUGGAAGAUGAAAUGGAUGAUCUCUGGUUGACAUCUCCCCCACUCUCGUAUGCUCUGCUGUUUGACAAACCAAUGCUACAACGGUACAUAUUGCUGUGUGCCCAGGAUGUCAAUGGUGGUCUACGGGAUAAGCCGUCCAAAAAGAGGGAUUUUUAUCAUUCUUGCUACAAUUUAUCGGGUCUGGCCAUGACACAGCACAGUGGCGAUGAUGGCAACAAGGCAGUGGACACCAACAAUCAGCAACAGACAAAUUUUGGCCAUCCUGUCAAAUCCCUCGUGGCCACUUCCCACCCAUGCUACAACAUUCGACUCGAGCGAGUAUCCAAAGUCCUGGAGUAUUUCAAGAGCUAG